AAUUCAUUCAUAUCCGAAUCUAAGAGCAAGUGUGCUCGUGUAGCUGGUAUCAGUAUCAGUAUCCGCACCCGCUUUUCCACGAUCGACCACGAUGGAGCAUGUGCGUUCUGAUAAGAAUGAUAGCCAAAUACAAAUUCGUUUUGUAACCAAGCAACAGCGAUAUGCAGUACCGGAUUAUCCCCUAUCAGUGCACAGUUCCAUAGUGAGCAGUGAACUGAAUACUAUAAUAAAUGAACUUUUGAAAGAAUCGAAUGAUAUCCAAGAUGAACAAUAUCCGCAUGAUAUCCAAGUGGAAUUUGAUUUCUUAGUUUGUUCACAAUUCUUGCGUACACCCUUGGCAGAACAUAUCGCAGACAGGGGAGUUUGUGUAGAAGAGGUGAUAGAUGUGGAAUAUAUAGAGAAGCAUCCCUUGCCAGAACCAAAGGAUUGUUUAAUACACGAUGAUUGGGUAUCAGCUGUCGCUGUUUGCGGAAAAUGGAUCCUAACUGGUACUUAUGAUAAUAAACUGCAUAUUUGGACUUUGAAAGGUAAACAUCGUUUUGUGAUUCCUGGACAUAUGUCUCCUGUCAAAGCGGUAGCCUGGAUAUCUCUCGACAAUGAUAAAGCUUCCUUUGUCAGUGCAUCGAUGGACCAGACAUGCAUGAUAUGGAAUUGGGAUAUAAUAAAGAAUUCUGUGGAGUGUGUACAUGUUUGCAAAGGACAUAAAAGAAGCGUUGAAGCAGUUAGUGUAAACCACAACAAAACAUUAAUGGCAACUGGUGCUUGGGACAAUAUGCUCCUUAUAUGGUCAACGUCUACACAAGAAGAAGAUAAUGAUGGGGAAUCGGCAUCGAAAAAGGCAAGAUUAGAAUACGUUAGUAAAACGAAGGCUCCAAAACGCGCGAUGAAAGGACACAAACAAGCAAUCAGCGGGAUUGUGUGGUCCGACAAAACAGAAAUCAUAACAAGUUCGUGGGAUCACACCAUAAAGAUCUGGGAUUCGGAAUUGGGCGGUAUCAAACACGAAAUCCAUGGCGAUAAAUGUUUCUUCGAUAUUGAUUACUCGCCAUUGUCACGCACUGUGAUAACAGGAUCGGCUGAUCAACAUGUGAGACUGUAUGACCCGAGAUCUACAGAGGGUACUGUUUUGAAAACCAAGUUUACCUCUCACACACAGUGGGUAGCAUCAGUGCGCUGGUCGACCGUAGACGAACAUCUCUUCAUCUCGGGAGGCUAUGAUAAUGUCGUCAAGUUCUGGGACACCAGAAGCCCUAAAACACCGCUGUUUGAUCUCAUGGGACACGAAGACAAGGUCCUUAGCUGCGACUGGUCGAAUCCUGAAUUGAUAACCUCCGGUGGUGCGGAUAACACUUUAAGGAUAUUCAAGUCCAAGCAUGUAGCGCGCUAAUUAUAAAUAUAAUAUAACACAAGUGGUAUAAAGCAAAGGUACAAUCGACACAGAAAUAAUCGAGAAAUUGCUCGUGAAUAAUUUAGGUAUGAAAAUUCAUAAUAUUAAUACUAAAUAAUUUUGACAUCUGAAAAAUACUUAGUACGAUUAAUAAAUUGAGACGCAAAAAGCGAUCUUUACCGUUUUAGCACCAAUUAUGUAUAUAAUUUGUGCGUUUAUUUUAAGAAUCUUUGUAUUUGUUAUGGAUAUGUAUUUAUCGAUUUUCUCAUUGGAAACGAGAGUACUAUCUUGAAUCAAGAAAUUGAUUGUAUUUAAUCACAUUGUUGUAUCACGUGUGAAAACCAAGAUCGAUAUAACGGUAAAAAAAUAUUAUAAUUGAUUUUAAUAUUGCGGCAUCUUUUGAUUAAGAACACGCUAUUCCUAAAUCAGCGCCUUUCCGUUUCUUCUCUCUCUCUCUCUCUCUCUCUCCUCGUCAAAGUAACUCGUGCCGGAUAGGUAAAGUAAGAGAAUCUUGUCGCUCGGCAUAAAUCCCCAAAACAGAUCGUUUAUUGAUCAAAAAUAAGGGACGAUAAUCGUGACGAAUUUGGGAAAUUCGCUUCCCCGCAUCGCGAAGUAUUUAAUUAUUUACCAAACCGUUUCUUCAUUACUCGUGUAAUUCUAAAAAGACCACCGAUUCAAGUGUGCACGCCCCUAUAGCAGAGACACACAUUUAGGGUGUAUGCGUUAAUAAUACAGGAGCAGCGGAGAGCGUGCACCCUCGCAAUAGCGCGCGCAUUCUUUUUCCCUCUUUUUCUUUCUGUACAAGUUCUGUGUGUGUGUGUGUGUGUGUGUGUAUAUUCUGCACACAAGUGUGCGCUGUAGUCUUCUGUAUGUAAAAUAGGCAGAUGAUGGUUCUCUUUUUGAGUACGCGUUAUCUUUCUGCUUUUUCUUUUUUUCCCCCUUUUUUGAAGUUUAUGGCAUACACCUACGUACACACACGCGCACACGCUCCUACUCUCUCACUUUCGCUCACACAUUCUCUCGUCGGUUUUUUCGUCUGCUCGCAAUAUUUUCUCGUCGCGCGCGAUUUUUCUUCGGCUCUUCUUUUUUUUGUCCUUUUUCCAGUUUUUUCUUCUUUUUUUUUCAUUUGUUUGCUUGUUUAUUCUCCGAAGAUUCUAUCUAAAAAUUCCCACGUUAUCUCUUCUCACACAAAGACUAGCGUUUUUUUUAAACGAUCCAAAAUAAACUAAGGGCACUUUUUAGUGGCUUAUGCUCCAUAUGUCGUCGUCGUCGCGUGUGUUACGUUUCCCCCCUCCCAUCCCCCUUUUACGUUCAUCUUCGAGCUUUUUUCAUUAUUUUUUUUUCUUUAUUCAUGAAAAAUCUAAUUCUGACUUGUUUCUUGUUAAACUUUGUUUUAUUACAGCACCUAUUCGACUUCCUAAGAGUCUCCCUAGAUCUCUUAACUAGCUAUGACACAACUUGCCUUAACGUCUAAAGAUUUUUUUUUUUUCUUCACAUUACAUGCUAAAACGCCAUUUCUUCAGCUCUGCCUUAAAAGUACUCGAAAUUCUACAAAUUGAUCCUCGCGCACGGAUUUAAAAAGAGACUCCAGCGUCCGACGACAUCAGUUUUUUUCUCCCCGUUUUUCUGUGUUACUGCGCUUUUUCUCUCCGUCUCUGGCCAACCUUGGAAAGACGACGCAAAAUAAGCGGUACACGGGGUACGUGUCUCUCAUUUUUUUUUUCUCGUUCCAUCGUAGUGUAUUACAUUACGCACACACAAGUCCCGCUUCCUUCGUUCGAGAGUUCGUUCGUCGCCGAGCACGAAGGACGAGCGGAAUACAAAUGCAAAAAGAAAACAAGAGACAAAGAGUGGUGUGGGGCGCGGAGAUACAUCGGCCGGCGGGGGGAGGGGGAGAGGAGGAAAUGUGGAAGAAGAAACAGAGAUGUCGACUAAUUACAACUAUGUCGCUUAACAAACACGUGUAAAACAAUAACUUAAAAACUUGGAAAACUAAGGACUGUACAAAUCGAAGUACAAGACGAUGAUCUAGUCUCACCUCGGACCUCGCUUUUAUCGCUAAUUCACUCACACUCUCGCACGCAACAAACGCACGCAUUCGCUCUCUUAAGCCGAUCUCGACUAAACAUUAUUUUUACUUAAAAACAUCCUACAUCUUUUCGUCUCGUUCUCUCCUCGCUCUCAAUUUCCCUCUCUCACAUCCACUUUUUUUCUACAAUCAGAGCCUAUCGACUACAGUAUGUCUAAUCUAAAAAAGUUUCUAUGCUAUAAUUCUAGAGAAAGCUUUACGCUGGAAAGCAGCAUCGUCCGCAGCAGCAAGAACCGCUUUCUUGCCGGAAAACCCAUGUUGGUGGUGGCCAUAGACUGCGGGGAAGCUCGCGAGCUCUUUCACGACAAAAGCUUCACGUUAGAAGCAAAGAAUCGUACAAGGAAGAGGAAAAAAAACAUUCAUAUGAUUUUUCGCUUCUGACGUCUCGUGACACCGAUAUUAUACACCACAAGGGAGACUAUGAGGAUCGUUUUUUUUUGCGCGCCGAAAUCUUAAUCCUCCAGAAUAAUAUCGGCUCUAGAUUGUGGGGCAAGGGGGAUGAGGUGUGGCGACUUGUCUUCGCCGUGCGAAAUUCCACGCGAGCUCCCACGCCCUAUCGUGAUUCAAAUUCAAAAGCCCACAUCCGGCCAGCCCACGCACCCGACCCGCGGUGCGCAGCAAGCAAAUAGUUCCUUACUAUUUAUACAAUUAUACAAGUAUAGCGCUCAUAUGUAUAUAUAUAUACUGUAGAAUAAUAUAUAUAUAUAUAUUUAUCAAUUAAAAUAUGAAUAGCCAGUCAGUCUUGACGGGUGCGAGGUGCAUAGGCUGAACGGUGCCCCAUGCCCGUGUCUCGCUCUCCCUGAGCUCUCGUGUCCGCGAUAAGGUAACACGGAGGGAUGGCAGGUAGACACGGGAAAUGAGAGGCAUAUAUUUAUAUAUGUAUUCGUAUCCUAACUAUUACUAUAUUAUAGCUAAACUAUUGUUCUACCUAACUACCGUUGUAAACUUAGCCGAUAAAAGAUCGCCCCGUUCCUAUUAUCUCCUAAUUCGAGCGAGUGCUCGUCGUUCACUCGCACACGUCUCGCCUUAAUUCUAAGGAUUUUUUUUCCUUUUCAUUCAGUUCAACUCUAACUAUCUACGCGAGACACGUUGUCGCGCGCGCUCAAAAAAGAAAA
Cataglyphis hispanica is the source of this 4591-nucleotide messenger RNA. RefSeq names its product ribosome biogenesis protein WDR12 homolog. The record is from RefSeq and is a predicted model, not a curated record. Gene Ontology annotation, molecular function: protein binding. Gene Ontology annotation, cellular component: preribosome, large subunit precursor. NCBI's taxonomy places the organism in Eukaryota, Metazoa, Arthropoda, Insecta, Hymenoptera, Formicidae. Gene Ontology annotation, biological process: ribosome biogenesis. Bases 92 to 1387 code for a protein of 431 amino acids. The transcript has 9 exons.